AUGCCUCACCACACAGAAUCACCACCUCGAAAACGCGCGCGCACAGGUUCCGUCGAAAACGGUGGCUCCAUGCCUCCCCUUUCUCUGUCUAUACUCGGUGUGGAGCCACUCGAUGAAUUCAUAAAAGAAAUCGCAGACUGGGUCCACUAUCAAAUCCAGAACGCACCGCCAGACGUCCAGGGAAAGAUCGAGGUUGAGGCAAAGGUGGGGAUCUUGCGCGACCGAUCCAACCAGCGGUUGAUGCUGCCAAUACUCGUAGAAAGCAUUUUGAAGCCAGACUGGAGUGAGAUACGGUUCGAGUCGAAUAUGAGCAUGCAACAGCACAAACAUUUCAACACCCGCUUAAACGAGCUCAAAUUAUCGUCAUCUCAGCCGUCCUUCCCCGCCUCGCCACUGGGAUACAGCCAUCUGCAUCUAGUGGACUCAUUCUAUCCUUCUGACGACAACAAGAACAAAAUCCGCGUGACGCGAAAUGAGAAAACUGGCGAGGUCGUUGAGUGCAUGCGGAAAAUUCGGCUGGGCGAUCUCAACGUGUACAGCCCGAAAAGAGCAGCGGAUUGGCGAAUUAGUGUCAGCCUUGAAGUUCCUGUCACCCACCCUAUCGGGUCCGCGACGCAUUCUCGCAAAAAGGACCGUCUGAGCUACUCGCACGAAGAGUUCAGUAUUGACCUCACUCAAGUGACCUCUUCGUCAUCGCCCACUGGCGCACCAGAACUGCUGCAUGAGCUUGAAAUCGAAUUCGCCAGACCCGACGUGCUCGUCGCGGCUGCACAUCGACGCGGUGACCCCAAUUUACCAGAAUUGGAGCGAAGCGCCUUCGACGAGCUUAUUCGUGCUUUUGUCAACAAUGCCCGUAUCUUGGUCCGAAACGCAGAAUAG
This is a messenger RNA of Mycena indigotica, 879 nucleotides long. Its product is annotated as mRNA-triPase domain-containing protein. The coding region runs from base 1 to 879 and encodes 292 amino acids. The transcript has 5 exons. Gene Ontology annotation, biological process: polynucleotide 5' dephosphorylation; 7-methylguanosine mRNA capping. Gene Ontology annotation, cellular component: mRNA capping enzyme complex. Lineage: Eukaryota; Fungi; Basidiomycota; Agaricomycetes; Agaricales; Mycenaceae. The record is from RefSeq and is a predicted model, not a curated record. Gene Ontology annotation, molecular function: polynucleotide 5'-phosphatase activity.